Messenger RNA from Drosophila innubila, 7402 nucleotides. RefSeq lists its product as uncharacterized. Gene Ontology annotation, cellular component: nucleosome; MOZ/MORF histone acetyltransferase complex. The transcript is spliced from 7 exons. NCBI's taxonomy places the organism in Eukaryota, Metazoa, Arthropoda, Insecta, Diptera, Drosophilidae. Gene Ontology annotation, biological process: nucleosome assembly; regulation of DNA-templated transcription. The record is from RefSeq and is a predicted model, not a curated record. Gene Ontology annotation, molecular function: DNA binding; histone acetyltransferase activity. The coding region runs from base 91 to 7275 and encodes 2394 amino acids.
AUACUUAUUAACAACUAUAGUUUUUCGUGAGCUAAGAAGAAUACGCAGUAAAUUCGAGUGCUACAAUUAUUUGUAGAUAAGUGACACAAAAUGAGGGAAUCCGCUCAUGACAUCAGUAUGGAUACGUGGAAGCAGUGGAUACUUGAGGCAAUAUCCAAAAUCCGAUCACAAAAACAAAGACCAAGUGUGCAGAGAAUUUGUCAGGCGAUUGGGACACAUCAUAAGUUCCAUGAAGACAUCGUUGCUGAAAAAUUGGAAAAAGCUGUGGAGUCGGGAGCUGUUAUUAAAGUAUACAACAAAGGCUUACAUUCCUAUAAGGCUCCGAUGGCCAAAAGGCGAAUUAAAGUGGAUAAAAGUACAAAUCUGUACAAAGUGGUGGCCAAAGCUGUCAAUGAUUUGGGUGAAUGUGAAGGAUCUACCAUUAAAAAUAUAGAAAACUAUAUUCAAAAAUUCAAUUGCAUUGACCUUUCACCCGAUGUGGAUUUUAAGGCAGUUAUUAAAAUAUCAAUUAAAAAGGCUGUCGACGCCGGCUUCUUGAUACAAGAAGGAAAGUUGUACAAAAAGGGAAAAUCUCUAACAACACCACGAAAAGCAGCUCCAGAAACUGAAGUACUUAUAAAGGGCGAAGAGACCUGCACACAUUGCUCUGGAAAUGCUCAAAAGAAUCUUAAUGGGAUUCCAGAACCGUUAAGCUCUUGCAAACAAUGCGGAAUAUCAUUGCAUACGACUUGUGCAAAUAUAGCUGGGAGGUGCAAGUCGCAAUCCUAUGUACUUCUUUAUAUGCUUGUUACGAAAGGAACAUUGUGGAAUUGUCAGAAAUGUGCCGAUUGUGCUGUAUGCAAAAUACGCAAUCGUGGUCCAUGUCUUCUUCAAUGUUUCGUUUGCAAGAAUCAUUUUCAUUUGACGUGCCUCGAUACGAUACCGGACAAGAAGCCAAAGCAUCCGUAUCGAUGCAAGACGUGCCUAAAACAAAACGUUGACAACCCAAAAGCCUUUAAGAGGGAUAGUUCCAGCAUCAAAUUUGAGCUUGGCAAUGAAAGAAUUGUUCCGUAUGCUAAUGUCUCUCAGAAACCUUACAACAAUUGCAAGCGACAGAUGAUUAAAAACGAAAGAUAUAUUGAUAAUCCGUCAACGUCACAGCAAUCCAACAAUGUGGUCGGCAAUAAACAAAAGAAAAAGAAUUGCGCCAUAAUUAACAAGUUUGACACUCAAAUAAAGCAAAAGAAAGCCAACUUUCAACGUGAACCAAUUGCUAAUCAACUUAGUCGAAAACGUACAUAUUCGGAUUUAUCAUCAUCGACUUCUUCGAGUGACAGUGACGAUGAGGAUGACGAUGAUGAUGAGAAGAAUGCGGGCUGCGAUGAUCAGGAUGAAAGUACGUCUUCGGACUCGUGUACUUCAUCCAGCUCCGAGUCGGAUUCAAGCGAUAGCUCGAGUGAUAGCUCGGAAUGCGACGAAGAUAAUGAUGAGGAAGACUAUGAUUCAGACAGAAGUACAUUGAAGGAAAAUAUAUUUGAAAAUGAAAAAAAGUUUGAUUUCCGAUCAUCAUCAAAUGACAAGGAAAGUUUACUGGAAGGAUCAUCAGAAAAUUGGGGAUUUGCAGCUGUGGCAAAAAACCCCGUUGACAACAAAUAUAAAAACAAUUUUAAAUGCCUAAGUUAUACCAGAAGUAAAAUAAUGGAUGCCAACAGUCAACAAUCACCGGUUGUCGAAUCUAUUAAACCAUGCGAAAGUACUACAACUGAUAAAGCUGACGAUACUGUCAAAAAUGGUUCCUUGGGCUCCAAGCAAAACCAAACGAAUGUGGGAAAAAAGAAGAUGGUUAUCUUAAAAUCAAUGCCCCUUGAAACUGCACCAAAAUCUUAUGUUAAACAGGAUGAUGAUAUUCCAUAUCUAACUAAAGAAACUGUUUUAAAGUAUCGCAUGAUGAACGAUAUAGAUCAUACUCAAGAACCAUCAAAGGAAGCUCUACCCACAAAAGAAUCCAAUACAACAGACUAUGAUGAAUGCAUGGAAAAUUUGAACGAUCAGAACGAUAAGUUUAUCAACCAGUCUAAAUCAUUUGAGAAUCAGCAUCUACCACCUGGAGUUAAUCAAUUGGAUAUUGAAUUAUAUCAAGAAGUGCUGAAAAAAGCUGUAGUUAAAGUGUCUAAUAACUAUUGCGAAAUGCCAGUGGAGAAAAGCCAGACACAGAUUCACAGCGGACAAAGUCCUAAAUCUAUUGAAAUUGGCAAAUGGAAUAUAGAGACAUGGUAUUCAAGUCCGUUUCCACAAGAAUACGCAAGGCUAUUAAAACUUUAUUUAUGCGAAUUCUGCCUGAAAUACACUAAAAGCCGAUCUGUCCUGGAUAGACAUCAAAAUAAAUGCAUUUGGAAGCAACCGCCUGGAACAGAGAUUUUUCGUCAAGGCGACAUAUCUGUUUUCGAAGUAGAUGGAAACGUUAAUAAGAUCUACUGCCAAAACUUGUGCCUGCUUGCUAAGUUUUUUCUAGACCACAAGACCCUCUAUUACGAUGUUGAGCCAUUCCUCUUUUAUAUAUUAACUAAAAACGAUCAAGUUGGUUGCCACCUCGUUGGAUAUUUUUCAAAGGAGAAGCACUGCUCACAAAAGUAUAAUGUCUCCUGUAUUCUGACUCUGCCACAAUAUCAACGACAAGGAUUUGGAAGAUUUUUGAUUGAUUUUAGCUAUUUACUAAGUCGUGAAGAAGGCCAGUUGGGAACUCCUGAGAAACCUUUAUCUGAUCUUGGACGUCUGUCGUACUUCUCAUACUGGAAAUCAGUUGUUCUGGAAUACCUUUACAAGUACAGGAAUAAAAAAGUAAUAACUUUCAAAGAUAUUGCUAUAAAAACCGGAUUGGCAAUUUCGGACAUUGCAUUGGCAUUUGAGCUACUUAAUUUUAUAAAAUUAAGAAAGAAUGAUGGUGACAUUCGAUUCCAAAUAACAGUGAAAAUAGAUUGGAAAAAGGUUUUAUUGCAUCAUAACCGAGUGGCCCAUAGCAAAACUCGAAUUAUAAUUGAUGCCGAUUGCUUAAGAUGGAGUCCAUUAACAUCGAUUUCUAAAUCACCCACCAAUAACAUUAAACCGAUAUCGAAUCGUGAAUAUUUGAGUUAUAAGUUUCUCGAAAACUGUGACGAAAAAGAUUUCUACAAAAAGAAAACUGAGGAGAUUGUUCAACCACAAAACAACACGACCGCGGAAAUCAUUAAGGACUGCACAAAGCCGAUCGUGUCAAAUUGUGAAAAGUUUGAUGAAGAUGUCAGUUACUCGAAAAAAAACGUAUGUUAUGCAGAAUCUACGCCCACAACAACAGUUGAUGCAAAACGAGGCAAACGGCCAUUUGAAGAGAAAGUCGAAAAUUCAGAUUCAUCUGAUAGUAAAUAUUCUAAAAAGUCGGAAUCAUCAGAUUAUAAUGUGUUGACCAAACGAGCAUUGCGAUUGGCGAAACGUAAGGACGUGGUUCCUCACACAAACAAGAGGAAACACUUUGAACGGGAACAUAACACGGACAACUUGGAUCUAAAUUUAUCGAAUCUCAAAGAUACACAGAGUUCCACUAAAGAAACCAUAGAGAAAGUCUCGGUAUUAUCAGGAUCAGGUUCUGGAGCUGCUGUACAAGAGGUCAACCGAGAUAUUAAGAAACAAGAAUCAGUUGACAAGCCCAUUAAUAUUGUACCCAAAUUGAGGGGUAAGAAAUCAAAUGGGAAACGAAAUGAAGAAGACAAUUCCAUUGAUAAUAUUUCAAAUGAAAUUGCAUUAAAUGAAUGUGACAAUGAAGAAACAAUAAAAUCGUUCAAUGAAGAAACUGCAACUGAAAAUGAAAUUCCACGGCUGUCAAAGGAAAAAGAAAUAAGCUUCACUGAUCAGUGCAAUGAACAAGUUCUGGAUGCUGUUGCAAAGAAAACUAAGAAAACAUUAUUUUCUGAUACAACUUUAUACGAUAAGAAAAGUAAUACUGACAAUAAAACUCCAGAAUGUAAAGUUGAGCAAAAACCAGUGGAAAAUGUAAUCGAAUCAAAGGAAACAAUUAAGGAGAACAAUGAGAUCGCUGGUGUGUUGGCUGCAUCAUCUGAAAUGAUAAUUAAAGAAAAGAAUACCAGCAAAAUUGUUGCUCCUGAAAAGGUAGAUGCAGUUACUCCCAUUGUGGAAAAAGUCGAAACUAAAGUAAACACCUUAGAAGAGGAAAGCUUGAUAAACGGCACUGAGAUGCAUAAAUCUGCAGAUCAAAGAUUAAAGAAUUGCGUUGCAACUGUUGCAACUGUUUCAACUGCUGCAACUGUUCCAACUACUGCAACGGUUCCAACUGUUGCAACGGUUCCAACUGCUGCAACGGUUCCAACUGUUGCAACGGUUCCAACUGCUGCAACGGUUCCAACUGCUGCAACGAUUCCAACUGCUGCAACGGUGGCAACUGCUCCAACUGCUGCAACUGUUGCAACUCCUGCACCUAUUACAAUACCAGCAACUCCUGCAGUUUCAGCAUCUGCUGCAAUUCCUGCAUCUGCUGCACCUGUUGUUCCCUUUGCUAAUGAAGAAGCAUUGAAAAUAGCGCAAAUACCCAGCUGUAAUUCUUCCAAACCCAUUGAAGAAAGUGUCAUUAAAACCAAAGAUAUUACUAAAGCCUGUGCUACGCUUGAGCCUAUUCUACCCAAUAAAACUGAACUGGAUGCGCUAAAGAUAUCAAAUACUUCAGUAGAACCAACGUUUUACAAUGAAGUCAAUAAAACAAAUCCAACGAACGAACAGGAAAAUAUUGGAAAGGCGGUUGUUCCUGUUAUGCAAGAAACAGACAUGAAGCCGAAAAUUAAUAAGAAAACAAUUGUGGAACCUGCUGUUCCAAAGAUUGAAGCAGUCAAUAAUGUUGCUAAAAAACCAGAUGCUUACUACGCAAACAAAAUGAAUACAAUUCCUGAAAAGGAAGCAAUGAAACCAACGCAGUUGGUGCAAGUGAAAGAGGAGGAGAAAUCAAAUGUGCGAGUACCAUCGACUUCAUUGCCCAUCAGGGAUAAGAUUCAGAUUAAGAACAACGAACAUGCUCAGUUACAGAGUCCAAUCACGUCGCAGUUUCCAAUUAAUCAAAUGCCCAACUAUCAUCAUACUUCGCAGUAUUGGCAGUGGGACUAUUACAGCUAUAAUCUUUGCAAUUUGGAUCCUGCAUCACAAAAGGGUCAAAAGCAAUUCCACAAAGAUCUUGCAACAACAAUGGCUUAUACACAUAAUUUCACACAAAAUCUGUAUCAAUCUGCAAUGCACCAUCAUCAGAUUCAUCAUCCCAAGGAUAAGCAAAAAGUUGAACGGAAAAAUAGCGGUAAAAAGGAUGAUUUGCCCAAAACGGCGGUAUCCAGCAUUAAUCCUGUUAACACGCCGAGAGAUGAAGCUCAUUUACUUAAUUGUAAUGACUACAAUCUUAACAAUCAGUCUGGCAAUUUCAAUCAGAAAUGCGCCACACAACAAAAACAGUUUAAGAUCACCGAUCAGACACAACAAAUGAAACCCAUUGGCAAUGCUCAGAACUCUGGGCAACGACAUGGCAGUUCCAGCCAAACGGAAUCGACAAUUCUGUUGCCAACCCGGGAAGCAUCUGGUGUGCCCCAAAAACAAAAGGCAGAGCAUAAUGUGAACACAACAUUAGUGAAUUCACGUGAGGAAAAAUUGAAAAUUGCACAGCCCAUCAUACAGUCGAGUACACAUUCAAAUUUGCCAGUUGGAGGUCAACCAGAUGUUAAUACGAACAUGUCGUACAAUUCCGAAUCAUCCACAAAUGCACCCAUUCAGCAUUAUGAUUGCGGAAUCAAUAUGGACUCCCCGUCCACAAUUGGAAGUUCGAUUAAUCAUGGCUCGGAAAACUCAAACGUCCAUAUGCAUAGACAAUUUUCCGACUGUUCAAUGCAAAAUCAAUCGGCGACGACUCCAAUGCAUAUGUCUAUACAAAACUCGCACAUCCAACAACAGAACAAUAUUAAUAUGAAUUUAACACCAGAAGGCUCUCCAAAUUUAAAUAUAAUUGGAAGCUCACAGCAUCAACAACAUCCCAAUAGGAAACUUAAUGUUCAGCCGGAUAUUGUCGCGAAUUCGCCGACAACGUCCCACCGGGCACCGACACCUAAGCAAAUUCGCACCGCAAAUGCGUCAAAUAGUUCUCAGCAGAGAGACACCAAGAUUCCGUCAGCAACAGCGACUACAGCGCAGAAUACUCAUCAUCAGCACUCGCAGAGUUCAGCAGCGAAUAUUUCAAAAGCACAGCAAGAUUCGCUUGGCAGCUUGCAGUUUACCCAACUAAGUGGACAGCAUGGUCAUCAGCAGAAUAUGCAGCCUUUGGACUAUGUACCCAUUUCGCAAAUUUCUCAAAACUUCUCUUCGAAUCCAUCCAACUACGACAUGACGGCUGUUAUUCAACAAAGGAUGUCGUUAAAUAGCUCCGUUCAUUCACUUCCGAACUCGCAUCAGCGGAUUGAGCAGCCUUCAUCGGCUUGUGCAGUAAACAACUUUUAUUUGCAAAAUAAUAUACCAACUAAUGAAACGGUAUCGAAUGUGCCUCGCAUACCAGUUUCGAGUACAUUGGGGCCACCAUCCACAGCAACUAGUAAUGAUCAACGUCAGGCAAAUCACGAUUCCAUAUCAGUGUCAAAUAGCACCGGAACAACAUCAGCGCUGGUUGGCAAUCUAUGUAGUCUUUCGAAGUUACAGCAACUUACCAAUUGCCUUGAGACUCAGCCAUGCAAUACAUCGCCAGGAGCGCAAUCCAAUUUGACACCAUCGCCACAUCAUCCUUUGCCACCGAAUUCGAUGACGCCACCACCACAUUUGUUAAUGCAAAACAGAAAUAUUUCAACGCCACCGAAUAUGUUGCAAACCCAAGUGACACCUUUGCAGUACCACAAAUAUUACACCAGCAACAUGAACAUUGCGCCCAUAGCAUCGUCGCAGAACACAAAUCGCAACACUCGGAAUACUCCAUCCGCACCCGUGCAACAUACUUCAGCGCCAAUUGGCAGCAAUUCAAAUAAUCGCACUGCAAACGUUCACAUCAGUCCUAAUUUGAUGUCCCAUUAUGGAGCCAUUAAUAGCUAUAGGAUGUCGCCUCAGCAGAGUCCUCCUACUGGUGCCUACAGUUCCGGUGGUGAAUAUCCCAAUUCGCAGAUUCCUAUGCAAAUGGGUGUCAUGAAUAUGCAGUCUCAAUACCAAGACGCAUGUGUCCUACAAAGAGCUACACAGCCGAACCCAAUGUAUUCGACGUAUCCCCCAUAUCUGUCUCUAAACAGCUCCAUUCGCAGAUAGUUAAAGAACAAUAAGUUUAACUAACUGAUUUGUAAAGUAUAUAUGAGUAGUUAUGUGUUGUAAAUAUAAUUUCUAUAAUUUAAAAUAAACAUAUUUAAGUAACAAAUAAAUACGAUACGUAUUGCAA